This is a messenger RNA of Juglans regia (Persian walnut), 3851 nucleotides long. Its product is annotated as kinesin-like protein KIN-14F. NCBI's taxonomy places the organism in Eukaryota, Viridiplantae, Streptophyta, Magnoliopsida, Fagales, Juglandaceae. The transcript has 17 exons. Gene Ontology annotation, molecular function: microtubule binding; ATP binding; microtubule motor activity. The record is from RefSeq and is a predicted model, not a curated record. Gene Ontology annotation, biological process: microtubule-based movement. Bases 114 to 3503 code for a protein of 1129 amino acids.
UUGUAUAAUAAUACAUUAAUCCACACCGCCAAACAGUAUAUAUAUAGUAUCUAUAAUUAUAUACCCAAGUUAUAAGUGAGGGAUCAGAUCGAGGAGGUAGCAGAUCGAUCGAGAUGCCACAAGAAAGCGACCAUAAUUCAAUUCUAAACACUCCAUGCAAGAACUUAAGAGGAUUAAAGGCUUUGAUCAGUAACAAUGAAGCUUCCUACACGGAGGAGAUUAUCAACGACCAUGAAUUAGCUCAGAGGAAAGCUGGAGAAGCAGCUUCAAGAAGGUACCAAGCCGCAGAAUGGCUGCGUCAGAUGGACCAUGGCGCAUCAGCAACGCUGCCCAAAGAAGCCUCCGAGGAAGAGUUCUGCCUUGCACUUCGCAAUGGCCUCAUUCUCUGCAACGUCCUCAACAAAGUCAAUCCUGGCGCUGUUCUCAAGGUGGUGGAAAAUCCAAUACUCGCGGUUCAGUCCGCAGAGGGAGCAGCGCAGUCUGCAAUUCAGUAUUUUGAGAACAUGAGGAAUUUCCUGGAGGCUGUCAAAGAAAUGAAGCUCUUGACAUUUGAAGCAUCCGAUCUGGAAAAGGGGGGCUCAUCAAAUAAAGUUGUGGACUGCAUUCUAUGCCUGAAAGGAUACCAUGAGUGGAAGCUAAGUGGUGGAAUUGGGGUUUGGAGGUACGGAGGUACUGUGAAGAUCAUAUCUUUCCCAAAGGGGUCUCCAUCCUCCAUACUUAGCAGUGAAAGUGCUGAUGAAUCAGUGGAUGAAUCCGACUCAUCACAAUAUGAACAGCUGUUAGAAUUCCUACAUCUUUCUAGUGAGGUUUCAAUUGAAGAAUCCAGAACUGCUAAUGCUCUAGCUUUCCUCUUUGAUCGUUUUGGACUUGGACUUCUACAGGCGUACCUUAAAGAGAGUAAUGGGAUUGAAGACUUGCCUUUGAAUGCAAUGAUCAUUGAUACUUUGCUCAGUAAAGUAGUCAAAGAUUUCUCAGCACUGCUUGUUUCCCAAGGCACUCAGCUUGGAUUGUUUUUGAAGAAAAUAUUGAAAGGCGAUACUGGUUCCUUAUCAAAGUAUGAAUUUAUAGCAGCCAUUUCACAAUACCUUAAUCAAAGAUCUAGUUUGGCGUCAAGUGACAUCUCCAAGUUCUGUGUCUGCGGUGGGAAACUUAAUGAAUCUCGGCAUGAUGCCAAGCUUUCUGCUGGCCAUGCAGAACUGCUUGACAUUCAACAGAAACAACUUGAGUUGAAAUCAUCUUUCGGAAAAACAAAGUCGGAGGUGAAGCGGGCCCACUCAGACUGGCAGCAAGAACUUAGUAGGCUUGAGAAUUAUAUAAAGGGGCUUGAAGUGACCUCCUCUUCCUAUCACAAGAUUUUAGAGGAAAACCGCGUACUUUACAAUCAAGUCCAAGACCUCAAAGGAGCUAUUAGGGUUUAUUGUAGAGUGAGGCCCUUCUUACCUGGGCAACCAAACGGGCAGUCUACUGUAGACUACAUAGGAGAAAAUGGAAAUAUCAUGAUUUUCAAUCCCCUUAAGCGGGGAAAAGAUGCAAGAAGGGUAUUUUCAUUCAACAAAGUAUAUGGAACAAAUGUCACUCAAGAGCAAAUAUAUGCUGAUACUCAACCAUUGAUCAGGUCUGUUUUAGAUGGUUUUAACGGUUGCAUCUUUGCAUACGGGCAGACUGGCUCUGGGAAGACCUAUACAAUGAGCGGCCCGGACUUGACAUCUGAAGAGACAUGGGGUGUAAACUAUCGAGCUCUUCGUGACUUGUUUCAACUAUCAAAAGCAAGGGCUGAUAUCGUAAAAUACGAAGUUGGAGUACAGAUGAUUGAAAUAUACAAUGAAAAAGUGAGAGAUCUAUUAGUCAGUGAUGGCUCAAACAGAAGAUUAGAUAUACGAAACAACUCUCAAUUAAAUGGCCUUAAUGUACCCGAUGCAAGCUGGGUUCCAGUUACAUGUACUCAGGAUGUUCUUGACUUGAUGAGGAUUGGCCAAAAGAAUCGUGCUGUGGGUGCUACAGCUCUAAAUGAAAGGAGCAGCCGGUCACAUAGCGUUUUAACUGUUCAUGUUCUUGGAAAGGAGUUAGUUUCUAAUGCCAUUCUUAGGGGUUGCCUUCACCUAGUUGAUUUGGCUGGAAGUGAGAGAGUGGAUAAAUCUGAAGCAGUUGGUGAGAGACUGAAGGAGGCGCAACAUAUAAAUAGAUCACUUUCUGCACUUGGAGAUGUCAUCUCCGCUCUUGCACAGAAGAGUACACAUAUUCCUUACAGGAAUAGCAAGCUUACUCAAGUAUUGCAGGAUUCUUUAGGUGGGCAGGCAAAAACAUUGAUGUUUGUACAUAUAAAUCCUGAACUUAAUGCCCUCGGGGAGACAAUAAGCACACUCAAAUUUGCUGAGAGGGUUGCCUCUAUUGAACUUGGCGCAGCCCGAUCUAACAAAGAAACUGGCGAAAUCCGAGAACUUAAAGAGGAGAUAUCAAACCUUAAACUGGCAUUGGAGAGGAAGGAAACUGAACCGGAGCAAUUUAAAGCUGUGAAUACCAGAAGCACGACAGAAUCCCAAAAACCAAGAGCUGUUUCACCUUUUCAAAUGCCAAAAUUUGGUAUCGGUAACAGCCCAAAGCCUGAAAGUUAUCAGAGACGCAUUGAUGAUACUAAAAGCUUUGAGGCCAGAAGUUGUUCCUCCGGUAAACAGAGGAGGUCAAGAUUUCCCUCUGCCUUCGCAGACAAGGAGAUCACACCAAAGAUACCUUUCGUGAGUGAAGAAAGAUCGGUGAACUCUGGAAAACCAAGGUCACCAUCUCCUCCUGUCAGGAGAUCGAUCUCCACUGAUAGAGGGUCUGUCAUAAAGAGCAGGGUCAGAGUCGACGCAACUGAAAACCAACUAAUUGCAAAAGUACCAUUUCCAGCCAGAGUUCCUGUAAAUAGAUCUAUUGCUGCCAUGCCAAUGAUCCCUUCAACAGAUAGCAAUUCGAGGGUACAUAUUGGUUCACAAGAACCACCAAAGCAUGAUUACAUUUCUGAUGCAAUUUACAGCCUCCCGAAAGCCAGCGCGAAGAAAGUUUACCCAGAACACGAAGAAGAGCAGUUUAAGCAAGCUCUUUAUGUAAGGCAAGGUGGCAUUAGGAAAAACAAGAUUGAAAGUAAAGCCAAGGCAAAGCAUAAUCAACUUCCAGCAAGGAUUCAGAAGUCUGAGGUGGGAACACUGUUGCUCUCUGACGUGGACUUUGCUGGUGAGAAGACGGAGGAAGCACCUAGAAAGAGUGACUUCUCUGAGCCAGAAAAUGAGCAUGGCCAUUCACCAACGCAUGCUGCUCUCAAGGUGAAAAAGCUGCGGCAGAACUUCUCGCGGAUCUCCCAAAAUCUUGAACCAAGGGGACCAGUGGAACCUUUAUUGGCUGAGAAACUUGACAGCAAGGUUCCAAAUGGUAUGAUUCGCCUUCCAAAGGAAGGCACCAACACGUCAAUGCCUGAAUUUAGAAGGAGUCGCUCUACACCGCGCGGGAAAUUUAUGAUUUUGCCUUGAGGAUCUCAAUAUAUAAAGCACUGAAUUUUAUGGCCACUAAUUUUUAUUUUUAUUUUUUUUCCCCCUAUGAAUUUUCUGUACAGUGACUACUAUUAGUAUCGUGGACUUCCAAACUGCAUACUUCUUCUACGAGGAUUACGAUGAUGUUUUGGAGAGCAUUAUGGUGGAACCCUUCGUUUUUACUGAGACGUUUUGGACAUAUUUAUCUGUGAUUCAAAUAUAAAUUAUCUUUGUGUUAAUUUCUGGUACUUAUGAUACUUGUGUGUUGAGUGUCCAUACCUGAAGCAGUUUUUUGCUAAUGUGCAGUCAUUAUUACUUCCGUAUUGGUCAUCCUAUUGAUGUCAAGAA